This is a messenger RNA of Penaeus vannamei (Pacific white shrimp), 1335 nucleotides long. Lineage: Eukaryota; Metazoa; Arthropoda; Malacostraca; Decapoda; Penaeidae. The record is from RefSeq and is a predicted model, not a curated record.
AUGCGGGACACGAACACAGCCUACAACGCCAAGGAGGACGAGAAAGAAGAGGAGAUAAAAAAGCUAGAGGGCCAGGUGAAGAAGGCGCGAAGGGACCGGCAAAGGGGCGAGAGAGAGGCCGGGGCCGAGAGGGAAGGCUUCAAUGCGCAAAUCGCAGGCCUUGAGGAACGCAAUGCGUCUCUCCAGUCUCAUCUGGAAGAAGAAUCGCGCAAGAAUCUAGCGCUGACGACGCAGAUCGCAGAGAAGGAGAGCGAGCUCACGCAAGCCGAGGCAGAUCACGAGAAAAGGGUGAAGAACCUCAAAAAAAGGGAGAAGAGGAAAGAGAAAGAGGCAGCCGAGGACAGAGGCGAGCUUGAGAGCGAACUCAAGAGACGAGACAAGAAGAUCGAGGACCUCAAGAAGAAACUAAGAGACCAAGAAGAAGAAAAAGAAGUCGACCCGCAGUCCGAGGAGGAAGACAGCCUGCUGAAGCGAAUGAUGAGGCAGGUGCGCGAGCAGGAAGAGAAAAUGAAAGACGUUCUUUCUGCGAUGGAAUAUUUUCGUCUGCAAGAAAUGGAGCCGCCUCGAGACCCCGAGGCGCCGGGCGCUGGCGAGCCCUCGGCCGUGGGCGGGAGGAGGAGGGUUCGGGGAGCAGCUGGCAGCGGCGACACUCCGCCAGCAGCUGCCAGGGACGGGGCGAAAGCAGCGGCAGGCGGGGGAGACAAGCCUCGGCAAGCAACUGGCAGAAAGGGCAAGGCCAGGAAGGCACCGGAGGACGACGAGCCUUUGUCAGCAGCGGGCAGGGAUGAGCGUCCGGAGGCAGCAGGCACGAGGGAAAGGUGCGGCAAAGGGCAGACAGGAAGGCCGAGGGCGAGGAGAGUAUCGAUUUCAUCCUCUCAUUUGGGUAAACGAGAACAGGUCAAGGGUCAGGCGGUCUGUGCCAAGGUGGCCGGCUUACGGGAGCAGUCUGAGGAUGCGGGAAGCGAGAAGACGCGGCAGAUGUAUACUGAUGACAUUGUACUUCUAGAUCUCAAGACAAGAACAGAUUCCAACAAUUUCGCAAUCAUUCUGGCAAUGCUACGCAUAUACUUUAUAUCUGGACAAGUUGAUUUCAUGAAAUGGUCAAGUCAGAUACUAACAACUUUGAUCGACACAAACAUCAGGAAACGCGAUUUCAUGGAACAAUCUUCAAGUCUGUACACGUCGGCCACAAACAACGAUGGACUUGCCAAACAUCUGGAAGAAUCGGUCCUCGGAUCUACAAGGAGGAAGCUGCAGGCGGGCCUAAGGAGGGAACAUCACACGCUUGUUCAAGUUUCCGAGAUUAUAGCUUGCCGCUACAAGAACGGCGAAUAA